Molecule: messenger RNA, 5667 nt
Organism: Tribolium castaneum (red flour beetle)
Lineage: Eukaryota; Metazoa; Arthropoda; Insecta; Coleoptera; Tenebrionidae
Exons: 3
Coding region: 2229-4430 (733 amino acids)
Source: RefSeq, a predicted model, not a curated record
AAGUAUAAUAUAUUAUUUUUAUUUUUUACAUAUGCUGUCCAAUGAGUUCCACUAUUUUUUUCUUCAUCUAAAUUUAUAAUUCCUGUAUCAUUUUUAUGUUUAAUUUUGUAAUUUUCGAUAAUUUAUUACUCAUAUAUACACCUCCAAAAUUUGGAAUUUGUAAUAGACGAGCAAACUUUAUUAUAUCAAUAUUAGUGAGGGCGUGACGUGGUAAUUUUACGUUUUUUUCUGAUACCAUUUAUAUGGACCAAUGUAAAGACCUUUCCCUUUAGUUUUUCCUACACCUUUACCGCUACUCAUUUCCAUUCCUUUAUUAUGCCGCAUAGUUUCCUCCAACAUUUUUUUAUCUGCCGAAGCUUUAUUUACAGCAGUCGCUAUCCCUGCAGCUCCUCCUCCUAAAGCGCCUAGAGCACCUGAUAGUGGUAAUAGGAAUGGUAACAAAACACCAUAUUUAGGAGCAACUAGAACUCGUUGUUUUUUUGUCUUCUUUUUUUUACCCUUUUUACUUUUAGCUCCCAUUCCGAAUUUUACUUUGCCUUUCAUUAUACCAGCAAUUGCUAAUGCAACUGCUUUUUCUCCAAACGAUGCAUCUUUUGCUUUUCAACGGUCAACUGCUUUACUUAAUAAUAACUUAUCUGCGUCGUGUCGUUUUUGCAAAUUAGUUUCGUUGGCGUACGAUAUAUCGUGUUCUUUACAAGUCUGAUCUAAUUUAUUUCUACCACUAUGUCCAAGUGCAAUUCGUAAUUUGGUUCCAGGACCACAAAACUGAUAACCCGGUAUAUGUAAUUCAAUGGGUAAUUUAUUUAUUAGACCCCAACCUCUCUUUGUCAGAGUUGAAUCAAUACUAUGUUGAGAAUCACAAGUCUGUUUAUUAUAUUACUUCAUUUAUUUACUUUUAUCCAUACAGCAAAAGAACAAUCUAGAUACUAAUUUAAUCUAAGGUUACAAGUUGUUUAUAUCUAAUUUCUACUUUUAUUAACUAACAUUCUAUACCACUAUCACAGCUACUUGAUGAGUCAUCAGAAUCAUAAAACAUCAUUUGUCGCUCUCUACUAAAAUACCACAUUUUAACAGUCAUUCUGUUUAUGAAAUUAUUCCCACACAACUGAGAAUUCUGUCCUAUUACUGUAUUACACCAAAAACACUUGUAGUUUAACACUGAAGUCACAUGUAGAUGACAAAUGUGAAAUCUCACUACCAUAAGCUUCAUUGAACUGUUCAUCCAAACAGCACUACAAUAUUCAGCCGUUGAAAAUACUAAUGCAAGAGCCGUAACACGAAGAGUUUUAGCAUUAGCACCCCAAGUCGAACCGGCCAACUUUAAUAAAAUGUGAGCGAACAGUCAAGAGAGACACCAAGGUAGACUGGAUGAAAGUUAUGUUUAAGUGGUAUUCCAUUUAAUGAGACGUUCAAUUUCCUUUCUUUUUGAGAGUUUGAUAAAUGGAAGCAGGAAACUUCUGUUUUUGAUGGAUUUACACAUAGACGCCACUGUUUGAAGUAAUCACACAAUACAGAAGCAUCUUGGGAAAGUUGUUCCUCUAAUCGAUGAAAUUCUUUAUGUUGAAAAGUCAGUGCGAUAUCAUCAGCAUAAACAAACUUUCUUGAAAAGGUUUUAGGGAGGUCACUCGUAUAUACAUUGAAGAGUAAUGGAGAUAAUACGCCUCCCUGAGGAAGACCAUUGUUGAGAGUUUUGACUUUGCUUGAUUUUUCACCAACAAAAACUCUAAACUUUCUGUUUGUUAACAUGCUCUCGAUAAGACUGACAAUCCGCUUGCAAGGCACAACUUUAUGAAGUUUAUGUAUUAAACCAUCCUUCCAAACUGUAUCAUAUGCAGCAGUGAGAUCCAAAAGAACAACACCAGUUUUCAAGCGUUUCUCGAAACCAGAUUCAAUGUGGGUCGUUAAAGCUAAGACUUGGUCACAGCAACUUCUUUGUGGUCGAAAUCCAGCUUGUUCAGAGGGAAGAAUAUCUUCAAUAAGAGGAGGAUGCGUUGAUAAAUCAUCUUCUCCAAAAUUUUGUAACAUACUGUCACCAACGGGAAGUUGAGCUUCCUCUUAGGUCGAACACCCUAGCGAGGUUGCAAGCUAUUGCUGAUAUCGGAAUUUGCGAAUUCCGAUGAGCAAUAGCUAAGUCAGCCUUCCGGUGGUUCGAACUACGGGGUCGCCGUAGAGAAACGUAGAAUUCAUUCAUUCGUUGAUAGGCAGUGGAAAGUGACAAAGGGUGACAUAUGGUCGGUGCCAUGAAGAGCUUUAUAGCGACUAGAAUAUUUUUUAUUCUUCCCAUGACCAUGUCUCUAGCAGAGGAAGUCGAAAUCAGUACAGGGGUGUACUGGAAAAAGUUACCAGGGACAAUUAAUUAUGAAGCCACCAUUCCCCUUACCUAUUCGACGAGCUGGAGGUCAAACAUGAAGACAGAAAGUGAAAUUAACCCGAUCAACUAUUGUAGCAGAGGAGAAGGAAAAGUCGGAUGUAAAAUAAUCGAUGAGAUGGGGAGACUUUCGACCAUCUAUGAGAGGGAACGUUCAAUGUUGGGACAAAUGGUGGACAGUCAGGUUAAAGCGGGCCACCAAACAAACAGAAGAUUUCAAAGGGCGCUGGACUUCAUAGCAAGUUCAUUCGAAUGGUGUUGCGGGUUUGCGACACAACAAAAAUUUAAUAAGUUGGCAAUGACAGAAGGCGAAUUAGCACAACACGUGGAAGAAAUCCAACGAGGAUUAAGCGAAACCUUGAAAAACAUAGGUAAGGAGUCACACGAAUUUGCAGCGUACCAAAAAGAAGCAGCGACUGCUUUUGAAAAGGUGGAGAAAAGGAUGCACAUAAUCGAAAAACUGGCAAUGGACAUGACAAACAACAACAACAUUCACAUGGAGGAGGACGAAAAAUUAAUCACAGCGGCGGUCUACAACACCUAUCUAAAUUUAAAAAGGACCUUGAACAACUUAAGGACGAUGGAAGAAAACGAAAUUGCGACCGCCUGUAAACAACACUUGAUACCUCAAACCAUCUUACCACCAGCAAUUUUGAGAAAAGACCUUCAGAAAUUAGCCCUACACAUCCAGCAACACGAGCAGGAACUGGCCAUUCCUAUGAGUAACAUCUGGAUGUUAUACACGCUACCGAUAAGUGAUUGCACGCUGACUGGAGGAAACAUAACCAUACAGGCACGAAUCCCAAUUAGAAGAAAAGGUUACACCUGGACUCUGUAUGAGUUAAUCAGUGUACCUUUCGCCUGGUACAACCACACUUGCAGGAUUCAACAUGAGAGCACAUAUGUCGCAAUUUCGAACGGGAAGAAAAUAGAGACGAGAACAAUCUCCGGUGUGAGCCUGCACCACUGUCGACCUUUUGAAAAUAAAUUGUGUUUCCUACCGAGGUUUUCGGCCGAUUCGAUUCAUGGGCCGACGUGCGUAAGAAAAUUAAUCUCAGGGGGGUCAAUCGAAGAAUUAGGAAGCCAUUGUCCUAUGACAUGCUACAGAUCACAAGCACUGACUAUCACAGAGAUCGAAGACGAAAUAUUUAUCAUGACUCAUAUUGACGAAAAAGCCAGUAUUCGCUGUGACGCACAUGAAACCACAAUCGGACCUACAAGCGACAAAAUUCAACCGGGAGCAAGAAAAAUUCACGUGCCCUGUCAUUGUACACUUAUUUCAAGGGAAGAAGUCUUAAUUGAAAAAAGAUACCCAUGCAUAGAGCAGGAAGUGAAGGAAGUAUCCGUAGUCCACGUGAUACCGGCAAUAUGGUCCUCGCUUGGUUCACUAGUAUUAGGUGAAUUUAGGCAGAAGGACCAAUUAAGAUUUACGAACGUAAGCCAAUGUCUCAACUUGAACUGGACUCUCACCGUUCCCCAUCUCAAUCUGACAUCAACAGCAAAUCGAGUGGAAGAGAUAAGAGAACAGCUGAAUAAUCAUAACAUCGACCAUCAGUUCAGCGCCACAUACGCUUUGCACGGUGAUACGAUUUUACUGAUUUGGAACACGGUCCUGUCAGUGUUCGUGGCAUACUUGGUGUUAAAAAGGAAUCCAGGAGGGAUAAUAAUUGCUCCCACUCCAGGAGUGCACGCUUGGGGUGAGGAGAGCCAAUUGGGACACCAAGUGGUUCUCGUGCUCAUGCACAUAGCAUUAUUAACCUUUCUUAUUUAUGUAUUAGCAAAAAUUAUUAAGUUGUGCUGCAGAAAAAGAAAUUCAAAAGAGGCAAACUCUCGGCAAGGGUCAAAAAUUCGAGAAGAAGAAGGUAGCGCGAGUUCGGAGGAAAAUGAAGUACUUUCUCCAAGGCCAAGAGUGAACCACAGGGAAAAGAGUCGGUCGGAGGGACGACUCGAACUGGAUGAAGCAAGCCUGCUGUCUUUGGCAAGAGGUCAAAAGACCAGAGUGACUUUGGAGCCACUCCCAACUAGGAGUGAAGUAAUGAUUCACAACGUAAGUGAAAUCUAGAGAGAAAAAAAACAAACACAAAAUUAAGGGAGUCAUGGGAGAUAGAGAAAGACAAACAAAAGGGGGAAUAGAUUUUAUAAGGGUACCUAGCUAGUAUUAUGGGGUUACAAAAAAAAAAGGAAGAAAUUUUUGGAAAAAAAAAGCGAGAAAUAGUUCAUGGUCGGACUGUUGAUAAUAAUAUCUGGGUCACAGUCACGGCUAAGGAUGAAAGAAGAUACCUGACAAGGUCGAACUAACUCGACUUAGUUCGGACUUGUCAGCAAAAUAGUAAUAAUAUGUAGUAUCUAGGUCAAGAAUCAUGUAAUGUAGUAGAGUCAGUGACUCUGAUAGAUGUAAAUAGGUUAAGGAUUGUUUGUAAUUGUUGUUUUUUUUUCUUCUGCCCAACGCCCACGAGAAGAGCCUCACAAACCAAAGACAGAGCGGUCGGACAGGGAGAGCUGAAGGAGAGGCAGGUAGCCGUAGAACCGGGGGGAUAGGAGAAAACGUCAGUCAAAAACUCAAAAUAACAUGAAGUGGAGGACUUCCUAAACCAAGCUACAAGCUGGAAGUCCCGACUCUGUGACGUAUUGCCGUCGUACCCAUUGGGAACAAACAAAGGCGUAGAAACAGUUACUGACUGUAACCUGAAAGGGUCAACACCGUAGAGGACGAGCCCCAAGUCAUCAUCAGGUCGUUCGAGAAGUACGCCCCAAAGAGAUGGACCACCCACCACACAUGAGGAACCCUGGUUCACCUACGCUGAUCUGAAAGCCUUCCUGGUCCAUUCUGGGAAGAAAGAAGACCCCUUCCAAAACAUCAGGUGGCAUAAGGGAUGUUUCUUGAGAAGUGAGGAUAACGUGGUUGUGGGUUGUUGGCAGAACUUAGAAUUGUAACUGAUAGGUUAGAAUAGGAAAUAAAUUGUCGAGACGACAAUCUUGAAGGGCCGGGCAUAUGUCACCAACGGGAAGUUGAGCUUCCUCUUAGGUCGAACACCCUAGCGAGGUUGCAAGCUAUUGCUGAUAUCGGAAUUUGCGAAUUCCGAUGAGCAAUAGCUAAGUCAGCCUUCCGGUGGUUCGAACUACGGGGUCGCCGUAGAGAAACGUAGAAUUCAUUCAUUCGUUGAUAGGCAGUGGAAAGUGACAAAGGGUGACAUAUGGUCGGUGCCAUGAAGAGCUUUAUAGCGACUAGAAUGUAAGUAAAUCUUUACAUCACAUUAGUGUUAGUUUGGUAGUUAAAUAUAGACUCUUACGAAAGAAAA